Klebsormidium nitens is the source of this 2759-nucleotide messenger RNA. The record is from the annotation of a GenBank genome assembly. Lineage: Eukaryota; Viridiplantae; Streptophyta; Klebsormidiophyceae; Klebsormidiales; Klebsormidiaceae.
AACGGAUCAUAGACAAGAGAGAAGGUCGCGGAUCAUGAAUUCCACCUUGUCUUCAUCAUCCUUUGCAUAAUCCCAGCCCGGAAUUCUGGUGGAAAAGGAGGCCGAUUGAAUGUGAAUGAGCAUCUGUUGAUCAGCUGAUAACCAACUUUUUCCGUCCCCAUCUCCGCAUAAGCUUUUUGGAGCUUUCGAAGUGGCGUGACUCCGUUGUGGAAAGUCCUUGAAAGUUUCAGCGCCAGACGCUGCAUUGAAAGAUCCGGUCUCCUCGACAUGGCUCCAGGGCGGGGAGUUUUGCUGCAGGCCUUUUGGCUAGCAGCAUUGUUCGCCUGCGCAACUGCAAACCUCUCACCUCAGCAGCAGUUUCAACAGCAGCAGCUCAUCAAGCAGCAGCAGGCCUUGCACUGUGAAACCAUCCGGUUGCAGAACCAAGCCACGGCACUCCAUUCGCUUCCCGCAUGUGGUGGCUUUGCAGACUUCGACUUUGCGAAUUUCACGAGCACUAAGGCGGAGUUUGGCAACUUCUGUGCUUGGUACUGUUCUGUGCACCAAGGAGUUGUGGACUGGCAAGAGAAGGCCUUCUAUGCCACAAACUUUGGGAAGAGGUGUGCAGCUCCGGUGGAUACGGACCUCGACGUGAUUGCGGCAUACUGGUGUACCACUGCCGCUGAUGGCAGCUACUGCUUCAAGAACCUCUUCAGCGACGCAGUGAAGGGCGUCCCGACCUGUGCUGCGAUCCGGAGCCUGGAUGUGCAAUGCACAUACCAGCUGAAGGAGGUUUUGGACAUCUUUGCGAGCCCGUCGCUGCGCCAGGGCUUCCAAAAUUACUUCAACCAGUGCAACGUUGCAUACCCUCUCUCAGCCCCUGCUCCUAUUCCCCUGGCUGGAGCAAAGAUCCCCCCUUCCCCUGUCUUUAGCGAGCCGGCCGUCAACUUUGUCAGUGGGGGCCAGAGUUGCCCUGACGGAAGUGCCCCCCGGGCGUGCACGGAGCUCGACUGUGCCCGGUCAUCGUGUCCUCGGUACCCUGGGUCUCAGUGUGUGGCUGACCAGUGCGACAAGUGCCUGCCAAACUACAACGAGCAGGUCGGCGUUCCCGGCGACCUGUUUGGCUGGGGCGUUAACUGCACCUGCCCCGACGGCAGCCUGCCGCAAACUUGCUCCCCCUCCCCUUGCUCCCUCCUCACGUGCCCCGCCUUUCCCAACGCCUAUUGCCUGGUUGACACGUGUUACGGCUGCAACGCCGUCUUCAUGGUCAACGGGACGGAGGUCGACUGCGGCGUGCAGACAAAGUUCCCGGGAGCAAACGCAACGGUGCCGGUCGCUACCGUUGCCGCGCAAGUGAUCCCGGCUUCGUUGGGCGCAGCGAGCCUGCCGAAGAGCGGGAAGCAGACGAGCGGGACGACCUCAUACGCCCCUCCUCCAAAGCCCGCCGUCGUGAACCCGUUCGCUGCGGGCCAGACGUGCCCCAACGGCCAAGCCCCUCCCGUAACCCCCCCAGCAAGCCCCUGCAACGCCUCCGUCUGCUCACAGCCGCUGUGCGGACGCUACCCAACGGCGCAGUGUGUGGCGGACGCGUGCGAUGGCUGCAAGGCCAAGUACAACCUCAAUGUGGGCCUACCAAACGACUACGUGGGUUGGGAGGUCACCGCCAGCUGUCCCUGCCCCGACGGCUCGGCGCCCUUCACCAAAGCAACCGGUCGCCCGUGCAUCCCGGACCCGUGCGCGUUCCUUAAGUGCCAAAACUUCCCGACCGCCUUCUGCAUCUCCGACCUCUGCGGCGGCUGCAACGCCGUCUUUCUGGUGAACGGCCAAGAGGUGGACUGCGGGAACCAGGUCCGCUUCCCAGGGAACGUCACCGGGACGUCAACAAUCCAAGCAACGGUUUCGCCAACCCUCCCAGUCAUAACCUCCGCGCUCGCCCCCUCCCCCGCCCCCGCAAACAGCAGCGACGUUCUAGCCCGGACGGCCACCCUGGUGGCCGCCCUCCAGCAAGGCAACCUGACAGCGGUCCUCCCCCUGGUGACAAACACCAGUAUCCUGUACGCGCCGAACUUGCCGGGACCUUUGGGGUACGGCAACGUGACCGUUUUGGCGCCCUUCCUAAGCGCAGUAAAGGGCAAUGUGUCCAGCCCCGUCCUGAAGAGCCUCUUCAAGGUCGACCCCACGUCCGUACUGGUCACCGAAGAGUUCCCGGCAAACGCGCUAGGGAACAUGUACGCUACGCUUUUGUGGGUGUAUACCAACAGAACCGUUAAUGGCAGCGCAGCCUCUGGUUCCAGCAACUGGCAGCUGCAAUAUGCUGCGCUGACCCCGGCCCCCAACGGAACCACUUCGUGAUAAAGCGGACCGUAACGACUGCAGGAUAAAGUGAGGAGUAGGUGCAAUAGGACCGCCUAACUUAUCCCGGAAUCGUCAUAGGAGCUGUAGCUUUCUGCGGGUGUAUCAUAUGUACGGCUUGCGCAAGUUUGACAAGAGUCUGAUUGCACUAAUCGCCCUUUGUAGAACUACGUGCCCACAGAUCGCUGUUGCAGACGUUUGACGUAGAUCUCUGUAGAGCUGAUAGGGAUUAGCCGUGUGAUCACCGUGCUGAUUUAUCGGUGUAUCAAGUCCCAUUCAAAGAUAGAGCGACUGUACGUGUAGGACCGACGACUUACGCGUGCUGGCGGCCCAGCGUAGAAGUCAGCCCCCUAGAGGAUACCGUACGAUGAUGUUCAACCCUUGAACGCAAAACCAUGCAUGCAACAAAAAUUUUACUGACUCGGCCU